GACGGCGGGGCCGAUGGCGGAGCCGACGCAGGGCACGGAGCCGCUGUGGCGAACGCCUCCGGGCCGCCUGGCCCCGCCGCACGUCUACCGCAUGGCGGAGGCGUUGGGCGCCGAGCUGCGCCGUCUCUCGGGUCGCUUUGGACCCGACGCCGUGGCCGGAUUGGUGCCGCCGGUCGUUCGGUUGCUGGAGCUGCUGGAGGCGUUGGUGGCACCGGUGGGCUCCGAGGGUGAGGCGCUGCUGUCCGAGCAGCGGGAUGCGGAGGACCUGGAGCAGAGGCUGUGGGAGGCCGAGCGCCGGGAGCGAGCCCUGCGCGGCCGCCUGGCCCAGCUGGAGGAGCAGAACCAGCGGCUCCUGGGGCAGCUGGCGGAGAGCCACCACCAGGAAGGUGGGUGUAUGGUGAGCUCAGGGCGCCCUCCCACCACCGCCAGUGCUGCCUUCUGCAAGCCACGGGCUCCCCAAGACUCCCACAGCACGGUGCGGAAGGAACGGGAGGUGAUGCUGCGGCUGAAGGAGGUGGUGGACAAGCAGAGGGAUGAGCUUCGCGCCCAAGCGCACGAGAUCGUCUGCAAGAGCCAAGAUACGGAGGCGCUGCAGGAGCAGCUGCACCGCUUCAUGUCCAUGAACGAGGAGCUGCGGCACAAAGUGGCCGUGGUGCAGGCGCAGCUCAAGAGCGCCCUGGAGAAGAAAUCGGACCUGGAGGCUGCUGUGCUGCAAACCCAGAGGGAAAUGAGCAGGAGGAGCAGGGCUGCCCCCGAGGCACCGCUGCCGCAGCCCGGCCAGGAAGGAGCGGCACCGUUGCCUGCGGAGGAGCUGCCAUGCCAGGAUGAGGGCAGGAGCCCGGCUCAGUGCUGCUUCUCCAUGGAAGAGCUGCAGCAGAUCCUGCAGGAGCGGAACGAGCUGAAGACCAACCUGUUCCUGGUGCAGGAGGAGUUGGCCUAUUACCAGCGGGAGCUGCUGAAUGAAGAGAGAAUCCCCAGCUUCUUCCUGGACGCGAUGAAGUCGACAAUCAAAAAGCAGAGAAGAAAAAUCAGAGCCAAGAUGCUGGGGACGGCGGAGGAGUCAGCAAGCAGUGAGGAAGAGGAGGGCUCCUGGCUCCCGGCUCGAGGCGCAGACUGCGUGGAUGCUCAGCCUCCAGAAUCCAAAAUCAGGAGCUUCUUUGGGCUAUGGUAUCAGGGCAGCAGCAAAGACCCCCCCGUUCCCAGCUGCUCCGGAGCCUGGGAAAUCAUCGACUCACUGGACACACAGCUGGAACAGGUGGGAGAACACAAACUGGAUCAAGGCACACCGGCACUCUGACCCUUUUGGAUCUGACCAUGGCGUCACCGGGAGCCGCACGGCACAGCGUGGUGCACGGCUGGGAUGCUCAGCUGGCACAGGGCAGCUCGGCACCUCCGGGCACCUUGCCCCAUCCUGCCUGCCCCACGUGGGUGUUUCACAUCACCCCUUCCCAGCAUCUCCCCAUCCCUGCAAUGUGAAGAUGAAGGGCCGCCUGGGUGCUGCCCUGCGUUCCCCGCGCCGGGCUGAGCACGCACUGGUGAGGGCUGGGUGGCCUUUGGGAGCACGUUUUGGAUGCGGGGUGGAUUGGUUUUGUGCUGGGAUUUGUUCCUGCUGCUGGAAACUGGAAAAAUUCAGCAAUCUUCGUGCUUAUGGGGGCGCAGCCAUCCACGUGGAUCAGGUGCUUCCCAGCUCUGGGACUGGAGUGAAAAAUAAACCGGGCUCUCGUUUCUCUGAUGAGGUGCCCACUGCAACCUC
Messenger RNA from Gallus gallus (chicken), 1753 nucleotides. RefSeq names its product Rab interacting lysosomal protein (gene RILP). The coding region runs from base 14 to 1297 and encodes 427 amino acids. The transcript has 8 exons. Gene Ontology annotation, biological process: cilium assembly. Gene Ontology annotation, cellular component: cytoplasm; ciliary basal body. NCBI's taxonomy places the organism in Eukaryota, Metazoa, Chordata, Aves, Galliformes, Phasianidae. Gene Ontology annotation, molecular function: protein dimerization activity. The record is from RefSeq and is a predicted model, not a curated record.